UUUCAAACUGUGCAGUCCAUUUUGGUGGGAAGUGCGCAAUAUAAAUGAUAUAAAUACGUAACUGAGUAUUUACCUCUUACCCAUUAAAGAGAAAAUGGCUAAGCGUGUAUAUGUUGAGCAGCCGGCGGGGCAGGCAGAGCGUUGUUUUGUUUUUUAUUUUAUUUUAAUUUUUCCGAAUAUGUAAUCGAAAAAAGCUGCAAACUUUGUACUUCAGCACAGGUCGACACAAAUAAUUUAGAAUGCAUAAAAUUCCGGUAUUUCUUCAACAGGAUCGAGGCUUCAUAUACAAUGUUGACGAUUACUUGGAACUUCGUUAUACUCAUCGUAUUGUUGGAUGUUUGAUUGGAGUACCGGUUUCUAAAUCAAGGAAUGUCAAUAUUUCUGCUCUGCCAGCUGUACUUUCGCGGUAUGAAAUGAAACUGGCAAUCGAAAAACAAAUAAUUACAGUACACAACCGAACGGCCGAACUUAUGCAGAGUCCGAAGGAGAAGAAUAAGUCCAGCUAUCACAAUCUGAUCGAAAAACAAGCUUCUGAACAACGUGCACCUUAUGUUGAAAAAAGACUUUCUGAGUUUAAGAAACUAUUACCGCAAAUAAUUGAAGGAAAGCGAAAAAAGUUUUUGAAAGCCGGAAGCAAAGAUUCAGACAUUCAUAUUGACCCCGCUACUCUGAUAUUCGAAGAAAAACAAAAAAUAGAAACAGCGGCCAUCACUCGAUUAAUUCAAAUACCAAUGAAGCACCCAAUUUUAAAAGAACCUUCAUCUACGACUUUGCUUUUAUCGGCUGGAGAACAAGUUAAAUACAAAGUGUUCAAGGAUAUUUGGGAAAAACAAAAAAUGUACAUUACGGGAGGCGAUACCUUCGGAUGUGAUUUUCUACUUUAUCCUGGAGACCCACUUUACUAUCAUGCCUCACAUAUGGUUCAUGUUCUUAAAAACUCCAAUCUCAAAACGAAUUUAAAAUACUUAAUACGAUGCUGCCGCUUAUCCGUUGUGGUUAAUAAAGUCUGUGUCUUUGCGUACGAAAAUUGUCAGGGUACAAUUUGCUAUCAAACUAUGGAAUGGGAGGGAAAUACCUUUUGUAUUACAUGAACAAUUACAUCAGAAAACUGAAUUAUAUUUUUGAGCUACAAUUACUACAGAAAAAAAAAUUAUUUUUUUAAGCUCAUUUAUAAAAUCGUUACUAUGUGAACAUA
This is a messenger RNA of Wyeomyia smithii (pitcher-plant mosquito), 1195 nucleotides long. RefSeq names its product tRNA-splicing endonuclease subunit Sen34 (gene Tsen34). The record is from RefSeq and is a predicted model, not a curated record. The coding region runs from base 240 to 1091 and encodes 283 amino acids. Lineage: Eukaryota; Metazoa; Arthropoda; Insecta; Diptera; Culicidae. Gene Ontology annotation, biological process: tRNA-type intron splice site recognition and cleavage; tRNA splicing, via endonucleolytic cleavage and ligation. The transcript has 4 exons. Gene Ontology annotation, cellular component: tRNA-intron endonuclease complex. Gene Ontology annotation, molecular function: nucleic acid binding; tRNA-intron lyase activity.